Pteronotus mesoamericanus is the source of this 4664-nucleotide messenger RNA. RefSeq names its product MON1 homolog B, secretory trafficking associated (gene MON1B). Gene Ontology annotation, cellular component: Mon1-Ccz1 complex. The transcript is spliced from 5 exons. Gene Ontology annotation, biological process: protein targeting to vacuole; vesicle-mediated transport. Lineage: Eukaryota; Metazoa; Chordata; Mammalia; Chiroptera; Mormoopidae. Bases 322 to 1977 code for a protein of 551 amino acids. The record is from RefSeq and is a predicted model, not a curated record.
AGUGUGGCGAGACAGCAGUCGCACCCGGAAGUGUAAUAAUAACGCGGCUACGGGAAGUGAUGGUACCCGGCCAAUUGAAACACCGGGUUAAAACAGGUGUUUAUGAAUCUUUAUUUCCUGGGGCUCGGUAGAGCCUUCCUUUUCAGCAAGUGUUGGAGGAUGCAAAUAUUUCGUCAUAUUUUUAAUGUCUCAUCCUAUUGAAAACCGAGGGGAAACCAGCACUAGGAGUGUGUACCAGAAGGCUAAGCUCAGUUAAAGCUUUUAAGAAGUUUCUUUUGCUGCCCGCCACCCCCAAUUCCCCUCCCGCACAGGGAUGUGCAGAUGGAGGCCGGAGAAGACACUGCUGCCCCAGCCCCCGGGGACGCAGAGGACUUGGAGGACACGCGGUUUCCCAGUGAGGAGGCUGGAGACGGUGGAGGGGUUCACGGGGACCCAGCAGAUCUCGGAGAUGGGAGCCUGGAGGAAACAGGAUCCGAGACCAAGGACAAGUCACCGAGCCUGCUGUCACCACUGCCCCAGUCAGAGUCCCCUUCAUGUAAUUAUGGGCUCUGGGAUCCUUCAGCCUCUGAGAAUAGUCCCACGGGUGACCCUGAGAGUGGCUCUGGGGGCCAGGGCGGAGACCCCAGUGAUGAGGACUGGCGCAGCAAGCGGAAGCACGUGUUUGUGCUGAGCGAGGCAGGCAAGCCCAUCUACUCGAGGUACGGCAGUGUGGAGGCACUGUCGGCUACCAUGGGUGUGAUGACAGCCCUCGUGUCCUUCGUGCAGAGUGCAGGAGAUGCCAUCCGCGCCAUCUAUGCUGAGGACCACAAGCUGGUGUUCCUACAGCAGGGCCCUCUGCUGCUGGUGGCUGUGUCAAGGACUCCUCAGUCAGCAGCCCAGCUUCGGAGGGAGCUGCUGGCUGUGCACGCACAGAUCGUGAGCACAUUGACACGUGCGAGUGUGGCCCGCAUCUUCGCCCGUAAGCAGAACUACGACCUCCGCCGCCUGCUGGCUGGCUCGGAGAGCACACUAGACCGGCUUCUGGACAGUGUGGAGCGAGACCCAGGUGCCCUGCUCCUGGGUGCCGUGCGCUGUGUGCCCCUUGCUCGUCCACUGCGGGAAGCACUGGGUGCACUGCUCCGACGUUGCACAGCACCCGGCCUGGCGCUGUCUGUGCUGGCCGUCGGUGGUCAGCUGGUGACAGCAGCCCAGGAGCGGAGUGUGCUGGCUGAGUGCCGGUUGGACCCAGCCGACCUGCAGUUGCUGCUCAACUGGGUCAGCGCCCCGGCCUUUGCAGCGGGGGAGGCAUGGGCACCUGUGUGCCUGCCCCGCUUCAACCCUGAUGGCUUCUUCUAUGCCUAUGUGGCCCGCCUGGACGCCAUGCCUGUCUGCCUACUGCUGCUUGGCACUGACCCUGAGGCCUUCCAUGACAUGGCCACCUGCCGGCGCCUGGUAGAAGAUGGCAUGCACAACCUUGGUGCCAUGCGUACGCUUGGGGAGGCUGCCAGCUUCUCUAAUGCUCUGUCAGCCAAUGCCCCUUCCUACAGUGUGCAGGCUGUGGGGGCACCUGGCCUCUGGCACUUCCUCUAUAAGCCACUGGACAUCCCUGACCAUCACCGCCAGCUGCCCCAGUUUACCAGCCCCGAGCUAGAGGCCCCCUACAGCAGAGAGGAGGAACGGCAGCGCCUGUCGGACCUGUACCACCGCCUGCAUGCACGCCUCCACAGUACCUCCCGACCCCUGCGCCUCAUUUACCACGUGGCUGAGAAGGAGACGCUGCUGGCCUGGGUGACCUCCAAAUUUGAGCUCUAUACCUGCCUCAGCCCCCUGGUGACUAAGGCAGGUGCCAUCUUGGCAGUAACCAAACUCCUGCGCUGGGUGAAGAAGGAGGAAGAUCGGCUCUUCAUUCGUUACCCCCCCAAGUACUCCACACCCCCCGCAGCCUCAUCUGCCUCUACAGACCACGCUUCCCAUAAUGGCUUGUUCAGCGGAUCUUGAGAGGCAGAACUCCCAGACUGGGCAGUGCUGGGAAUGACGACCUUCGGCUUUUACCUUCUGUCUCUACCCUGGAAAUGGGCCACAUGAGAGGGAUGGAGUGGUUCGUGGUGGUAUCUGUGGCUGGUCUCUCCCUGGACAAUGGGACAAGAGCUGGGGGCCUACCCACGAAUGAGAGAUGGGUGGCAGCUGGCUGCACACAGGUGACAGACUGCUUCCCCCGUCCCCCCAUGUAACUCCACCUAUGGGGAAAUCCUUAGGCCUCUUCCCUUCCCUCUGUCUCACUUCCUCCACUUGGAUGAUAUUCCAGCCUCUGUCAUGCAUCUGGAGUCAACUUUGUCAAUGGGCUCUUAGCCCUGAGUGUCUAGGGCUGGCCAAGGUCUUUUUGGGUAGCACACGGGGAUUCUGAGAUUGCAGAGGCAGGGCCAGCCUGUGCCUGGAACUGGCCUGAGGACACUUUAAAGAAAAAGGCCUAAACCACUCCCCACAAGGACAUUCCUUUGCCCUUCAUAUGCUUUAUUCAUCCUUAACGUCAAAAAUGACCCCCAUCAAUGUUGGCCACUGCUAAUGUCAAAGAGAAAAGUGGCCUCCACAGUCUACCUGUCUGUAACCGGGGACAAAGCCACGACCUCACAGGGUAGAGGAGAUCCAGAAUUUUUACGUAGGUGGUGCACAUAGCUGCUGAGGCUCGUUCUGCCCCUCCAUGAAAUGGAGAUAACUAACCUCUCACAGGCUGUUACCUGAGGAUUUGUGUUCAAUGAAAAAGGACUUGAACUCUGUACCACUGCAUAACACAUGCACAUUUCUCCCGGACUUCCUUUCAACCUGAAGAGGGAAAGACCCCCUUGAGUUUGUGUGUGUGCUCACAACACUCACUCCCCAGCCCAUGAAGACCCUAGUUCUGCCCUUGUUUCCUCUAAACUGGAGUUAAAGGCGCAUGCUGCUGACUGGGCCCGAGGCUCGCUGAAACCCCGUUGCUCUCAACCCGGUCAACUGACGAGCCGAUGCGCACUGCACGCAUGCGCGCCAUAGAGCCUAUCUGCCGCGGCGUGUUUUUUAGUUGGUUUUUUUUUUAACCCAAUUGUCCGAGACGCAUGCGCCAAAUUCCUGCGUUGGAAAAUGGCGGGGAAGUUGGAGCCUUUGGAGGUGAAGCGGCUGGAGGUCUUGGAGGAGGUGGAGGAGGGUGAAGGUAAUGAGAAUAAGCCGGCCCCUCUUAGCCCGGGUAGAAGGGAGAAGCAGCUGUCCCGUUCCAAUAAUGAAAUAUUGAUAGCAGCUCUAAAAGAAAAAAAAAUGUUAAGCCUUUUAUAAAAUAGGGUUCAAUAAUACAGACAUAACAUGCAUAAUUUCAUCAGGAUUAACUCCUAUCAGCUUUAUUGGACAUACUACUUUGUACUUUAAAUAAUACUUCAGUAUGCAUCUCCAAGCAACAAAUGGAGGUGGACGUUCUCACAAAAAUCAUUGCUGCUGCCACACCUAGGAAAAUUAACGGUAAUUCCCCAGUAUCAGUUGACCCCCAGCACAUAUCACACUGUGUGUGGACUCAAAUCUUAAUUGAGAAUGGCCGCUCCCACAGACAGCUUUUCUCCAGGGCAUUUUGUAAUGAUACCUUCAUCCUAGUGAGGAGGGGCAAAAAUUGCUUACAGACAAGUGGGAAUUGCAGUUUAGACAAAAGAAAACCUCACAGGACAGUGAUCGGCUACUAUGCCACUAGCAUUAUUCUAAUUAUAGGAAUUUUUUAAAUGUACCAAAAUACAGAGAAUAGCCUGAUAAAUGCCCACAUAUCCAUCACUGUUUCAACAACUCAACCUUUUAACCUAUCAUCUAUAACACCCUUUCCUGCACAGCCCUUAAACCACUAUGUUAAUAAACAUACUGGAUUGCCUUUUUUCAGGCCUACCUAUGCAGACAUCAACAAUAACGGUGAUUAUUGUUUAUUGUCAUAGAGUGAAAACCAUUUAUUGCUCUUUCCCCAGCACCCAAACAAUGGCUGCUUGGCAUAUAAUAAGUGCCCAAUAAUUUUCUUUGUUGUAUGAAUAAUGAAAUAACAUGGAGAGUUCUCUUUGGUUUGGGCCACACACUCAAUGCCUGCUUUCAACAAAGGACAGAACUUGAGAGGUACAAAUGGAUCUCAUUUAUUAAGCACUUACUAUAGCUGCCACUGUACUAGAAAACUUCCAGUAUCACUUUUUCAAAUUUGUCAAAAUUGAAGUUACUAAUUUCAUCAGCAAGGGAGAAAAUUUAAAAGCAUGUCAAGUUCCCAUUUCUGGCCAUUAAAGUUGGCUUUCUAAAGAGGGAUAAUAGUGUUGAUUACUCUGGGGGAAAAGGCCAUCUCGUCUCACUGGGAGAGCUGACCAGCGAAGGCUUUGCUGGUGGCAGUUUGGCAGAACAUUUUCAGUAACUAAAAUGCUAUUCCAUAUCUUCAGUCACCAUUCGUAGUAAUGAGGAGAAUGCAUAGAUGUGUGGACCAGGGAGAGUCAUUAGAGUGUUGUUGAUGGAAGCUAAACAAAGAACAAUCAUGGUAAUGGCUAAGUUUAGGUAUUUUCAUGCAUAUUGUGGAAUACUUGUGUGGUGGACUUUUUACUUUUUUAGGUAGCAGGAAAAAAUGACAACUUAAUUUAAAAUAAUUAAUUUUAAAAGACAAUAUUAGUAUUUAUUGACACCGAAUGAACUCCAAGAAGAGAUUUUUAGGA